CUACAGCACAUUCGUUCGUGUGUACAACUCCAGGUGGUCUGACGUCUUAAAGUUUCGCCAGGAGAAUUUGUUCGGCAGAUGCGAGAUUUGCUAUCUCCAAUCUCGACAGAUUGCGGGUUCAGAGUCUUUAGAAGUGAAGUUGGCUGCCGUCAAAACACUGCGUCAGCACCUUCAUGAUCAGUUCGUUGAUCGCUCCAUACAGUGGAGCCUCAAUGAACUCAGCCGCGACUACUCCUCCCAAACAUUGGUGAUCCUUACGGACGGAAUCGACCAAGCCAAAUUCCGGUUGCCAAAACACCCAGGCCUCCGUGCAGCGAGUUCGAUGCUUCUUGACCGUGUAGCCAGUUUUUUCCCUUUUAGUGUGUGUUUUUCACAUAAACGUCAGCGACUUUCUCCUCAGAAUACGCCACACGACUGA
This is a messenger RNA of Durusdinium trenchii, 418 nucleotides long. The record is from the annotation of a GenBank genome assembly. NCBI's taxonomy places the organism in Eukaryota, Dinophyceae, Suessiales, Symbiodiniaceae.